AUGACUCCAGUUUGUAAUUCGCGCUGGAGCUCCUCCAGCUCCCUCGAGCCAAUGUUCGACCUUUCCAGCUCCGAUACAGAUCCGGAUUGGGCAUUCGAGAACGUAUCGCCACCGCUUGGAGACGGUGAAGACGCACAAUAUGUCCUUGUUACAGGGGGACUCGGGUAUAUUGGAAGCCAUACCUGCUUGGAGCUCUUAAAGGCAGGAUACAAUGUCCUGAUCGUCGACGAUCUGAGCAACAGCCACUACCACGUCUUCCACCAGAUACUAAAGGCUGCGCAGGCGCAUUACAGCCGUGCUCAGACCGUAUGCCCCAAGGCAACACUAUCGAUCAUUGACUGCGGCGACAUAUCCGCAAUGAGGGAUCUGGUCAAUGCGUAUUCCCUAGGACCAACAGCUCCUGGAAAGAGUCGAUCCAGGAUCAUCGGCGUCAUCCACUUCGCUGCCUUCAAGCAGGUGGAGGAGAGCAUUCGCAAACCGUUGAAAUACUACCAAAACAACAUCUCCGGGCUGCUCGGCCUCCUCAGCUUCCUGGAAGAGUACAACAUCCGAACCUUCAUCUUCUCCUCGUCCGCCAACGUCUACGGGUCCCAGGCAGCAGCCGGCCAGCUGCUCCGUGAAGAAGACUGUCUCCACGAGGCAGAAACGCCCCAUCCCCCAAAGUCAACUCUGUCCGAGAUAACAAAUACCUACGGGCGCACCAAACUCUUCGGCGAGGCUAUCCUGGCCGAUCUCGCCCGCGGAGAUCCCUCAUGGGGCAUUGUCGCCCUGCGAUACUUCAACCCCAUCGGCGGCGAUGCGUCGGGCCUCCUAGGAGAAGACCCCAAAACGCCUUCCACAGCCCUGGCCGCAGCCAUGGGCAGGGUUAUUACCGGGCAGAGCCAGAAGCUCUACAUCUACGGGAAUGACUGGAACACCCGCGACGGAACUCCGAUCAGGGACUUUAUCCACGUUAGUGACUUGGCUCGGGGACAUAUUGCGGCCCUGGCAGCCGCCAGCGAGAGAGGCGUCAAGGAGAACUUUCGCACGUUCAAUCUAGGGACCGGAUCUGGGUAUUCGGUGUUGGAGUUUCUUCAUACGCUCGAGGCCGUAUCGCGCAAGUCUAUCUCCUACCGUAUUGUGGGGAGAAGGCCAGGCGAUGUCAUGUCCUCUGUUGCUAACACGGAGCGGGCGGCGCGAGAGCUGGGCUGGUGCACGGAGUUGUCGUUAGUAGAUGCCUGUGUGGAUCUGUGGAAUUACCUCGAUAAGAAGAAUUUGCUGGGCUAG
Messenger RNA from Aspergillus puulaauensis, 1266 nucleotides. Its product is annotated as NAD-dependent epimerase/dehydratase family protein. Gene Ontology annotation, biological process: beta-D-galactose catabolic process via UDP-galactose, Leloir pathway. The coding region runs from base 1 to 1266 and encodes 421 amino acids. Gene Ontology annotation, cellular component: cytosol. The transcript has a single exon. Gene Ontology annotation, molecular function: UDP-glucose 4-epimerase activity. The record is from RefSeq and is a predicted model, not a curated record. NCBI's taxonomy places the organism in Eukaryota, Fungi, Ascomycota, Eurotiomycetes, Eurotiales, Aspergillaceae.